Polypterus senegalus (gray bichir) is the source of this 1719-nucleotide messenger RNA. RefSeq names its product G protein-coupled receptor 63 (gene gpr63). Bases 144 to 1373 code for a protein of 409 amino acids. Gene Ontology annotation, molecular function: G protein-coupled receptor activity. The record is from RefSeq and is a predicted model, not a curated record. The transcript has a single exon. Gene Ontology annotation, biological process: G protein-coupled receptor signaling pathway. Gene Ontology annotation, cellular component: membrane. NCBI's taxonomy places the organism in Eukaryota, Metazoa, Chordata, Cladistia, Polypteriformes, Polypteridae.
AGGAGCCAAGUUUGCUGAAAUGCUGGUGAUCUAUGGAGAUUCAAUUGGAUGUACCUGGAGAACAUUGUGCUUUGUCAGACAUAUGUACUACCUAUGAUGCUCCGCAGAAGAAUCCUUCAAUCUCUGCCCUAUCAUAAGGAAGAAUGGUUUACUCUGCUUAUCUUCCAUCGGUCCAGACAAGGGUUUCGAAUGAGACUCUAAACUCAAACAAUGAAGUUUUUUUAAACAGCACCACUCCAUAUUUCAAAGUACAACAGACAGAAAGCAGGUCCCCAAUGGCUAGCAGCUCCACAGAAACUACAACUUCACCGCCUUCCACGCAGGAGAGCUUCCAAAACCUCAGCUUAUCGCUGCAGGUGAUCUUUUCUAUCAUAAUGAUUUCAAUCUUCUUGGUGUCUUUCCUAGGCAAUGUGGUUGUGUGCUUAAUGGUAUACCAGCGAGCUGCCAUGCGGUCAGCCAUCAACAUCCUUCUAGCCAGCCUGGCAUUUGCAGACAUGAUGUUAGCCAUCUUAAACAUGCCAUUUGCACUUGUCACAAUUAUUAUCAAACGUUGGAUUUUUGGACCUGUUUUCUGUAUGCUAUCUGCAAUGCUCUUCUGGCUUUUUGUGAUUGAAGGAGCUGCUGUCUUGCUGAUUAUCAGCAUUGAUAGAUUUCUCAUUAUUGUUCAAAAACAGGAUCGAUUAAAUCCUCACAGAGCCAAAAUACUCAUAGGGAUUUCCUGGGCCAUUUCAUUCUGUUUUUCCUUCCCUUUAGCUGUUGGUGAAUCAAAGCUGCCGAUUCAAACUCAAGCUCCACAAUGUGUGUUUGGACAUACUAGAGAGCCAGGAAUACAGGCGUAUGUAGUGCUCAUAGUACUCUCCUUUUUCUUUAUCCCAUUUAUGGUGAUGCUCUACACAUUUAUGGGUAUUCUAAAUACUGUGCGACACAAUGCCAUCAGAAUCCACAGCCACUCGGACAGCAUCUGUUUGAGCCAAGCAAGUAAAUUAGGCCUGAUGAGCCUUCAGAGACCAUUUCAAAUGAACAUCGAUAUGAGCUUCAAGACACGUGCCUUUACAACUAUUCUUAUUUUGUUUGUGGUCUUUACAGUUUGUAUGGCACCCUUCUCUGUGUACAGCUUGAUUUCAACUUUUAAUGAAAGUUUCUAUAAUAAGCCCACCUUCUUUGAGAUAAGCACUUGGAUUCUCUGGCUCUGCUACCUCAAGUGUGCACUAAACCCGUUGAUCUAUUACUGGAGGAUCAAGAAGUUUCGAGAUGCUUGCCUAGAUUUAAUGCCCAAGUACUUUAAGUUCCUGCCUCAGCUGCCAGGCCACACAAAGCGGCGUAUUAGACCUAGUGCCAUCUAUGUAUGUGGGGAACACCGUUCUGUUGUAUAGAACUUGAUUUUUGGAAGCCUUACAAAUCCACUGAUACGCUGUACCAACUAUUUUCCUGUUUUUUUUUGUGCAAUGUAAAUUGAUUUAGUGAAACAUGAUUGUCUUAAUAUGAAUAGACUAACACGAUGUCUGGAAUGCUUCAUAAUUUCGUUUACAAUGGAUGUAAAUAGCUGGUACCUCUAGAAAGAAAACACACUGAUCUUUGGAUGGGUGUUGACUGGGCAUUUUAUUCUUAGUGCCUAUAAUAAUAGUUCAUAUAAGAGAUUGAAUGCUGCUAUAUUUGGUGAAAAUGUGCAAUUUCAGUGUACUGUACUUUUAUCUUCAAGCAAAUAAAUUGUAAACGUUU